This is a messenger RNA of Musca vetustissima, 3849 nucleotides long. RefSeq lists its product as uncharacterized. NCBI's taxonomy places the organism in Eukaryota, Metazoa, Arthropoda, Insecta, Diptera, Muscidae. Gene Ontology annotation, cellular component: condensed chromosome, centromeric region. The record is from RefSeq and is a predicted model, not a curated record. Bases 1 to 3849 code for a protein of 1282 amino acids. Gene Ontology annotation, molecular function: histone binding. Gene Ontology annotation, biological process: meiotic chromosome condensation; mitotic chromosome condensation. The transcript is spliced from 10 exons.
AUGAGUGAAUUAAUUAAAAUUUUCCAAAAAUUAAGCGAAUAUUUUGUACAAGGCCUAGUGUGGGAAGAAAUUGAAGAUAUAUUUGAACAAUUUCAAAGAAAUAAAAACGCCACAGAAGCUCCUGCGCAAAAUGAACAUCUCCGGAAAUUGUUGAACAUUCCUUUGGUUCAGCGUUGUGUAGUCGAUGAACAAAUCGUAUCAAAUCUUCGAGAUUUAUGUGUGGCCAUACGAACAUUACGCGGUGAUUCCGUUGGGAGUUAUGAUAAUACAUUUGAUUGUUGGGAUCAAGUUGUGAAGGUGGCACCACGAGAUGGUUACCUGGCAUUUAUAUACACCUUGGCUGGUCUAAUACAAAUCGAUCCGAACUCGUCGCAAUAUAUUAAGUUAUCUUUGUUGGCGGUAAAUGCAUAUUUUCUUACGCUUACCAUACCGGGAGCAAAAGGGUUUCACAUCUUCGAAGAAGAGCUAAUAAAUCACUGUCUGCAAGUAUUUGGACUCAUAGAACGUCUACAAAAUCCAGAUGUUAUUAGUCGAAUGUCUCGCCAUGAACCCAUCCAAAUAUGGCUACAAUUUUCAACAUUUUGUGAUGACCUGAAGUUGGUGUUGCGUUAUGUCCACUUUAAGGAUUAUCAAACGGCCCGAAAUGGUAUCCUAAAGAAGUUAAUUGAUAUUCAGUACGUGAAUCAUGAACGGGGAUAUGCAAAUAUGUAUGCCGCAAAUUUACACAUGAAAUGUUUCGAGAUCUACGAGGAAAUGAUAAAUGCCCAUAAUGGAGAUCCCGAACAAACUCUGCUGAAACUUAUGAACCUUACCGUAUUCCUACAUACAUAUUCAUCAAAACCGAAAUCCAAUCAAUCCACCGCCAAUAAUAUAAAUAGCGAUUGUGAACACAUAUCCGAUUGGUUUAUAAAAUCGAUAUCCAAAUACCCCAGACUACUGGUUAAAGUAUUAAAAUUCUAUAUUGAAUGUAUUAUUACAAAUCCCGUGCGCACCUGGAAAACUGAACAAAUACAAAAGGCUCUCGAAUAUGCAGCGAAAUAUGAUGCUGCUCUUUUUACAAAAUGCAACGAAUCAUGUGUUGAGUUCCUGUGCGAUGCCGUCUAUGCUGAUGAAGUGAUGAUACGAUCACGUGCCAUUGAUUUAAUGUCGAAAAUAUUACAAAUGGAAUCUCAGGUGGAUUGGCAAAUGUUUCGUCACGAAGUAUCCGAUAUACCACGAGAAAUAUAUCUUAUAAAGGAGUUAAUAGACAGUUUGCAAGAUCAAAAUAAUAAUAUAAAAUUGAAAUCGGUACAGGCUCUACACACAGCCUUGAUUAAGGGAUCUCCGAAUGCAAGGAAAAUUCUUACAGAAUGUUUAAAAUACACCGAGUUUUGUGAUAUGAGUGUGGUGCUGCCCGACGAACCACGUGUGGGAAAAAAUGAAAUACGUUUUGAAAAACCCCAUGCCCAGGAGGCCAAAUAUUCAUUUCAAGGUCAUGCCGUAUUACAAUUAUCAAUCUUAAAUUUACCCUCCUAUGUGUAUGCACAUUUGUUUCAAAGCCCCCUAUCGUAUAUAAGACGGGCAGGAAUAAUGUUAAUGGAACAAUUGGUUAAAUUAAAUCCUUUAAUUAUUUUCAAUACCAAUUUUGUGGAGGAAACAUCACGUUUGGUGGUGGAACCAACAGCAUUGGUACGCAAACAAACGUUACUUUCUAUAGAUUCCAUAUUGGAAUGUUAUCCCAAUUGUUAUCCAGUUAUAUGGGUAUGGUGUAAAGUUAUUACACCAAUGCUGCUGGAUGGUGAUACAAAAAAUAUUGAAGUUGCAAUGGAGUGUUUCCGUUGCAGAGUUUUGUCUAAUCUCAAAAGUAUCGAACAAACAAAUAAAGCCGAACAUUUUAUGCCAUGGGUGAUUAUACGCACCCUAUUAUCUACACAAUCGCGAUUCUAUUUGCAAAAUUGUUUUCAUUUGGCAUUGCAGCAGAAGAUGAUAAGUCCCCAAAUGGUCGACAUCGUUGAAUCACAUUUGCUAACCUCAAAUUCAACGGAAGCCUGGAUUGUGCUAAAUUUCAUUGCAAGUAAAAUGAAAAGCCGUGAACCCGAUGCUUUAUUACAUCACUUUAUCUCACUACAAUCUUGGAAUAAAGAACAAAACAUGUUAAUAGCCUUGGAGGUGUUGGCCAGUUGCAUUAAAGAUUUUUCACACACAGCAUUGAAUCACGCCUUCAAUCAUAUAUUAACACAAAUCAAAUCUGGGCAAUUGUUACCAACCAUAAUUGGUAAAGCCUUCGAUUUUUUGGUACUCAUCGAUAAUCGUUCGAAUGCAACGGGGAAGAAUAAAAAUACCACCUUAGAAAAAGCCUCCAACAAUCAAUGGAUUUUAGAUUUACAUGGACAUUUAGAAAAUGAAAUUAUAAAUGGUAUACAAUACUUCCCCGAUAAUCGUGAUACAUUUAUGUCUCAACUAUUUGCCUAUUCUGAGGUGAAUAUACAAACCAGACUGCGGCCCAAUUCAACAAUAAUCCUAUUCCUGCACAAAUACAUGAGUGAAUGCAUUAAAAUGCGUGAAAAUGAAAUGGAUUUAGAUAAUGCCAGAAUAUUCAAUUGUAUUAUACAAAUCGCCGGACGUCUUUCGUUAAGAGAUGGUUGUGUGGCCACAACAACAUGUGCCCUUUAUGCCAAUAUUCUGGCUAUAAACGAUCAACCGCCCAUAGUUAACACGAUAAUUGUUUCUCUAACGGAUUUAUGCAAAAAACAUACACAGAUUGUUGAACGUAUUGUGGAUAGAGUUUUGCGUAAAUUAAAAUCGCCAUAUGACGUCAAUCGUUUGGAGACAUUUAAGUGCUUUGAAAAGUUGGUGCUACAAGAUCAAAUAAAACUAAGAGGUUCCAUAUUAUUGGCUUUGCUAGCUGCCCUCUUGGAUGAAUGCGAGGAUUUGUCCAAGAGGGCUUCGGAUUUCUUUGCUGAAUUUCUAUCGAAGAAAAAUUCUACGCUAUUUCAAAAAUGUCUUAUCGAAUGUCCUUUUGUUUUUAAUGAAUAUAAGAACUUUGAUGGCUUGGACAGUUUUUCUGAGGCAUUUAUAAAAUCCCCUCUAAAAGGAGAAGCACAUCGUAAAAGACGCCAGAUGCUCUACAAACAUUUAAUGGAGGAUAUGGAUGACAUCAAUAUGAUAUUAUAUUUUGGACAAUUGAAGUUAAUAGCAGAAAAAUCCAAAUCGGAUCCCUUAAUAAAAGAACCCGAAGGUAUAGCUCUGGUCAAAGAUGUCCUUUAUAUUUUGAAAAAGGUAUGCCAAUUAACGAAAGAACAAAAACAAACGUCGGAAAAUGAUGGUGAAAAGAAGGAAGAAGAUGAAGUGUUGGCAGAAAUAAAUGAUUUGAAUGAUACGAAUAAUCAAGAAACUAAAAACAAUGCAAAUAAUGCAGCAAAUAAAAACAUCCCUGGCAAUGGUCCUGGCAGGGGUAGGCGGAAAAGGGAAUUUACAAUGCCCGAAGCUAUGACUCUCCUUGAAAAAUCUUUAAUUUUUAUACCGACAAUCUAUCAAAAUAUCCAUGCCCACGAUACAUCAAUACAAGAGUCAUUUGAUGAUUUAUGUAAGGCAUUAUAUAAAAGAUUUCCAAAUUUAGUUGAUUAUGCUCAACCUGCCGAAUUUUGGAAUAAAUAUCGUAAAUCGAAAGUGAUAACAGCAAAGAAAAGUGCGAAACGUAAAACACCCAAAAAGAAGAAAAAACGAAAAUCCGCCGCUAAUCGUGAUUCAGAAAGUGAGGGUAGUGCCGAAGAAGUGGAUAAUGAUUCGGAAAAUGAAGUAGAUGCGGAAUCAACAAAAUCCAAUGAUAACAGCGAUACAGAUGAUGAAAUUCUAACGCCGAACAUAUAA